AUGCAGGCCCGGCAACAACUGUUGCCGACCCUACUACAACAACAGCAAGCGCUUCAAGCGCUUCAACAACAAUUACAGCAGCAACCGGGUCUGCAACAGAUACUUCAACAGCGAAGAAUGAAUCCACAAAUGCAGGUUGCAAGAUUACCUACACAACAAACUCCGCAGACGCUGGCCCAACAACAAUUGAUGCUUCAACAGAUGCAAUUGUCAUCACUCUUCCAGACCGCAUCGAGUUCCAAUCCAAGAAUGGACGGCCAAGACCUCAGACACUGCAAAUACCUGGGAUGA
This is a messenger RNA of Acaulospora morrowiae, 291 nucleotides long. NCBI's taxonomy places the organism in Eukaryota, Fungi, Glomeromycota, Glomeromycetes, Diversisporales, Acaulosporaceae. The record is from the annotation of a GenBank genome assembly.